This is a messenger RNA of Fusarium oxysporum Fo47, 681 nucleotides long. RefSeq lists its product as uncharacterized. The transcript has 2 exons. NCBI's taxonomy places the organism in Eukaryota, Fungi, Ascomycota, Sordariomycetes, Hypocreales, Nectriaceae. The record is from RefSeq and is a predicted model, not a curated record. The coding region runs from base 1 to 681 and encodes 226 amino acids.
AUGGAGAGACCACUAAAACGUGGACAACCACGCAAAUAUGCAACAGCCAAGGAGAAAGCGACAGCAGAUACUCAACGCAGGCAGAACAAACGGCAGGAAGUAGCAGCUCAAGGUACAGCCUUACCAUAUAGCAAUUUCUACAACUUGCACCUUCCUCCUACUACAUCCUUGGUUAAUUACGGCCAUCCUAUCCAGCAGUUGGAUAACUCAGAGAGCAGUCUAGCCGCAGGACUAGAUAACGACCAAGAUAUUAGCAACUUUCUACCGCCACCUAGUCCUCUACUCCAACCCACUACCGAGGGACUAUCUUUGAACGAUGAUGAGCCUGUUAGAGUGGUGUCGAUCAUAUCCUCGAAUGAUUCGGUAUCGAUUUCAAACCACGAGAGUCCUGACCAGGUCCAGGAUAUUACCUUCAAUACAACCUUGGAGACUUCCUCACAGGUGGGGAACAGCGAACUUGAUCCAGUCCGGCACCUCGCACAAGAGCUAGCAGAACAACUUGUGAAAUUUCAAGGAUGCUGCGAUAACUGCCAUCUAGCAGCACAAAGUAACCAUAUGGAGGAUCCCAAUGAACGUACCAGCCUCGCCAUGUACCUGAAGUUUAUCCCCGAAUUUGGUCCUGACGUCCUUAGUCAGGGUUGCCAGAGUAGUCAAUGCUUCACGUUAAUGGUAGACGACUAA